UGCUGAAUUCAUGAAACAUUCUUAAUAUAUAUUUUCAUUAAUUAACAAUAAUAUAUUGGUGAUUAAGAAAUUAAUACGGUCGGGAUUUAGAUUAAUCGGCAAAAAUGGGGUACCAAAACGUCAUCGUAAUGAGGCAUGGACACCGUCUUGAUACCGUCGACAAGAGGUGGACUAGCGACAACAAGAACAACCGUCCCUGGGACCCGCCGAUAUGCGUCACUGAGGAACCAAACUUGUUUUCCGAUGCGGCGGAGAGUAUCCAGGAUGGUGUUGGAGCCCCGAUCGACCGCGUUAUUGUCUCCCCUUUCCUCCGCUGCCUACAGACUGCUUCAAAGACCGUCGAAGCCCUCUUGAAAUUGUACAACGAUCCCGACGUAGAGAUUAAGGUUUGUAUUGAGUUUGGAUUAGCAGAAGUUAUGAACGACAAAGUCAUAAAAACGCCGCCUCGCGAUGAAGAUUUUGGAUUUGAUAUCUCAGAGUGUGAAGUUGACUUCCCAUCACAAACCGUAUACCUAGAUCCCGAGACUUAUGAACAAGUUUAUCAGCAGCUGCCAGGGUGGGGAGAAGCGAGAGAAGCUGCAUAUGGUAGGUAUAGGAACGUUGUACGCGCCCUUGCCGAUAAAUAUCCUAGUGAGAACCUGCUUAUUGUCACGCAUGCUCUAGGAGUAGAAAGUUUGACAUCUCAACACAAGGAGACACCAGCGGGGAAAGUUGCAUGGGUGGAAGUUGGUGGGUAUGCACACUUAAGGAGGUCACGUGGCAAAAACAAUGAUGACUUCGAACUCCCAAAUCUAUUUCGUGUUGAUUUUCGGCACAAGCCGCAGGCCACACGAAGGGAGUUACAUAGUGUGCCACAUUUUGAGGCACAAAAUGAGACAAGUAGUAGGGGUUGCUGCUUCCAAGUGUGUGUAUCAAUAUUAUCUAAGUUUGGUCUGGUAGUGUCUAUCCUUGCUUGGAUUGCUUUGGCCGGUUCAAUUUUGUACUGGUCCGGUGUACUUGAUAAAUAUCUGGUCUGGGCUCGUCAUUUCGGAUCUAAUCUCAUCUCAUGAUCAAUCUCAUUUGGUAUAUCACUCAAAUAAGUUUAAGUGAUCGAAAAAGUUUGAGGUGAUCCGACUUUGAUUAAUCCGGGCUAACAAAGUUGAGUUCAACAUAACAUGUCUUGUAUUUUAUGUAUUCUUCACAUUACUUGUGUCGUUGUAUUUUUGAGUAAUUAAAACAUUUUUCUAAUUGUCAUUAUGCAAUCGUCAAGAAAAUUGUGUUAAUUUUA
Cuscuta epithymum is the source of this 1267-nucleotide messenger RNA. Lineage: Eukaryota; Viridiplantae; Streptophyta; Magnoliopsida; Solanales; Convolvulaceae. The record is from the annotation of a GenBank genome assembly.